This is a messenger RNA of Strongylus vulgaris, 273 nucleotides long. The record is from the annotation of a GenBank genome assembly. NCBI's taxonomy places the organism in Eukaryota, Metazoa, Nematoda, Chromadorea, Rhabditida, Strongylidae.
AUGGACGAUUGGGAAGAAGUGCAUCAUUGCGUCAAACAGAAAAUUGUUUCAAUCUCUGAUACCGGAAAUUACACAUGUUUCAUGAAAGAGACAAAAGACAUAGUGACAGAAGUGCGCUUGCUCGUAAUGCGAGCCAAAAUAGAUGAACCGAGAUUGCAAUUGAUCCUAUACUAUAACAAAACGACAAGGCCAGGACGACUUACCAUGGUUUGGGAGAUCUCAAACGUAAAGCAUGGUUUUGAAAGAGAGUACGUCAACCUUGAAAACCUUUAA